UCACUUCUCUUUUGGUUUGUAUGGCGCUGUAUGGCAGAGGCAUAAUUUGCGACUGCGCAUAGUCGAAGAUCCAUCUAGUUACUCUUAUUAUUUCCAAAGAUACUGGCGAGACCAUUCUCUUUAACAUCCACUCAGAAUAGCGGAAAACGAGGAACCAGAUACUGGAAAACAGUUUUGUAGAGCUUACCAACAUGAUAUCAUCAAAAUGGUCCUGUACGGGAAGUGGAUCGGUACCAUCGUGGAUCACAACGCACUGAAAUACAUCUGCUUCAAUCACAUGAUCACUACCUACAUCCUGACGAGCACUGUCAUGUUUCUUAUGACCUUCCUCAACUUCUCAUCGCCACGCCUAGCAACAGUUGCCAUGUCCGCUCUCAUGUCUCUCUUCAUCGUCACGCUGUCCAUCAAGUUUGCCUACCAGAUGACGCAUAGUUUUAAAACCCACUUUGAGGUUCAAUGAUGGAUGUACAUGUAUAACUUGCCUGACAUAUCAACUAGACACUAAAUUUUACAUCUACCAGUAUUGACUAAAAUUCCAAGGAAGAUUCUAAAAAUUAUAAACUAGUUUGAGGAGAAAGUUGACAUUAGGGACAAAAAAGGUGUUUCAAGUACGUCACUGCAUGUUGUUCAAAGUAUGAUCUCUGUGGACUGGCAGAUGACGGAGACCAUCAUUGACAACGUAGGAGUCAAGCGCAUCUUCUUCAAUUACGCCAUCUCCUCGUGCCUCAUCUCCAUCUUCGUCCUCUUUCUGAUGUCCGUCAUCCACUCCACGCCCCGCCUCCCGCUGGGUGCCGUCUUGUCGCUCAUGACUCUGCUCAUGGUCAGCCUGGCAAUAGAGUGCGCUCAUCAGAUUGUGCUUUGGAGACUCCUGAGUCACGAUUCCCAGUCAUUGACAGAAAGACAGCACUUUGCUUAUGAUGUUCUAGGAAGCCCUUUGACAUAGUGUGGAAUUAUUUGUGGAUCUACAUUAUAUUGUUUUGUGUUUUAGUGAUCAAAGACUUCAUUAUAAUAGUUAAUACAGUAUAGUUCGUAUAUAUUCACCUGAAAUGUACAUUUAUACGAUUACCACCCGGUUUUUUAGCACGAAAAGCGUAACAGAACAAUUUUUUGCUGAACCCAGGUGCUUUCACUGUAAUCUAUGAACUUCUUGUGCCACUUUGAUAGGAGUAUGAUGUCAUAGCAACUCGAGCACAUUUGAAAAUUUCUUGCCAGUGAAACUAGCCUGCUAACAUUGAGCAUCAUCAUUCCAAAUCAAGAUUAAUUAUCAAAAUGGGGGACUACUUCAAUGAAAACCAACGCUCCAACUUCCUAGACUUCGAGAAGGUCCGGGAUGAGACCAAGAGCAUGGUGAUGGAGGGGACCAAGGAGUGCCCCGCCCAUGCAAUCAUCCUGUGUGCCUGGAACAACAUCCUUGGACCGCAUCUUCAGCAUAUCUGGCAGACAGAGGGUAAGCCAGAGAUGAGCCACGAGAUGAUCCACUAUCUCACCACACACACGCUCACAUCCAGUGACCAGCCUCAGUCUGCCAUAGAAACAAAGACACUCCUACUCCGAGACAAGGGACUGGUAAUCUCAACAUUCCUCUUCAGCGGGUGUGACCGUCAAGAGAAGACUGUCUUUGCCCUGUCCCUCAUCGUCCCCUACGGUCUCAAGUCCUGGUACCUUCCCCUAGAAGACUUCUGCGCUGCUCGUCUGACGGCCAUGAUCAGCAAACUAAGGGUGCUUCAGGACAAGCAGAAGUUUGAGGUUGAUCCUAUCCAGAUCCUAGAUGCAGAGAUUCCUAGUCUUUAUUGUGCCUUGGGUCUUCUCUUCAUGGCCCCCAUGCCUACGCAGGUCAAUCUAAAUGAUACCAUUUUUGCAGCCGGUCAGGGGAAGCAACUUGAUGUACAGUUCACAAGAAAGGCCAUAGCAUCACAUCUACAGACCUGUGGAUGUUCAGUCGUUUUAGGAAACAGCAAGGAAGAGGUCAACAUGAUGCUGAGCACAUUGAGCAUGUUUCUGACGCCAGACGAGAGGAAAUGUUCGGUGUAUCUCAAGGACGAGAAGCAAUCUGAAUACCAGAGAGAUCUACUACUACAAGGAUUCAUCAAGGAUAAGAUUAACCUCUCAGAUUAUGGACGUGACAUCAUGGCGAGCCGUUAUCCAACGACCCUCGUGGACAUGAGCGCCCUAGAAGUCAAGCAAACACUACCAUAUAAUGAACAUGAUUAUUGGAGACAUGAAGCCCUGACUUGGGAGCUGCAAUCACUGUGGUUGGACAGUCAAGAGACAUUGCCAGUAUUGAGGUUUUUGGGACUUGAAUCUGAAACUCUGAUAACAAACUUCUUGAAAGAGAUAUUCCUAUUGUACCCUCAAUGCGGAAUCCGUGAGGCCUACAUUGAGCAGUUCCGGAGGAUAUUGGACAGGAGAGCAAUUGCUCUGAUCAAAUAUGUGGAAUGCGAAACAGAUCGAGGCACCCAUCCCAGCAAAGUCACCCUCAGGAAGCUAAAAGAUGACCUUGACCUCAACCCAGAAGGCAACUUCCGCAUUGUCCUCUCCCGAGCUGAGAAGCUCCGUCCAGGAAUGAGUGCCCUUGUGUGUGGGCAUCCAGGUGCCAUCACAAAGGAUGGCGACUCCCUCCAGAUUGACUGACAUCAAAGUUGAGUGACCAGGGGGGUGUUUCACAAUGAUCCUAAGUUGAACUUCUCUCUAAGUUGGACUAACAAUUAUGGAAAGCCAUAAGCAUCCUUGAAAAUAUUUUG
Messenger RNA from Strongylocentrotus purpuratus (purple sea urchin), 2741 nucleotides. It is a transcript of the gene c9orf72, whose product is annotated as guanine nucleotide exchange C9orf72. Gene Ontology annotation, cellular component: endosome; autophagosome. The record is from RefSeq and is a predicted model, not a curated record. Gene Ontology annotation, molecular function: guanyl-nucleotide exchange factor activity. Bases 1270 to 2631 code for a protein of 453 amino acids. The transcript is spliced from 11 exons. Gene Ontology annotation, biological process: endocytosis; autophagy. Lineage: Eukaryota; Metazoa; Echinodermata; Echinoidea; Camarodonta; Strongylocentrotidae.